UUGUUGUCCACAGCUUUUAACAUAUGCAGUGGAAGUUGUAGAACUCCUACCUCAUAUGCCCAUCUUCAAUAAUUUGGAGUAUUUGGUAUUGGAAGAAUGGUCAGUUAAUCUCAACGGUGUAGCACUGUUGAAGAUAUUGCAAAAAUCUCCCCGUCUUAAGACAAUGGUAUUUAGUGAGGGGAUCAGCCUGUCCUCAGAUUUUGAAAGAAAUGAUAGAAUACUGGAUCCAGUGCCUCCAUGUUUCUUGUCACAGCUCAAUUGCAUCAAAGUCUAUGAUUAUGAGGGAGACGAGGAGGAGCUAUCUGCUGUAAAGAGUUUGCUCAAGAAUGCAGUGGUCUUGGACAAAAUGGUCAUAACUUGUUCAAAUCAUUUUGCAAAGGACUUAAAGAAUCUGAAGAAGGUUCAUGAACAGUUAUUGAAGCUACCCAGAGGGUCAAAACAUUGUGAAUUGGUUUUUGAUUUGAACCUUUCUUGAACUUUUACCUCCACAAAAGCCAUUAAUUCCUAUUUUGUUAUACUUCGAACUUCAAAAACUAAAUUCCCUUUUUUUCUGUCUUGGCCUUAUACGUACCUAUGUAACUUGAUAUUAUGUAAUGAUCUUUUUUGUUAA
Messenger RNA from Quercus robur (English oak), 610 nucleotides. RefSeq lists its product as uncharacterized. The record is from RefSeq and is a predicted model, not a curated record. Bases 56 to 475 code for a protein of 139 amino acids. The transcript has 2 exons. NCBI's taxonomy places the organism in Eukaryota, Viridiplantae, Streptophyta, Magnoliopsida, Fagales, Fagaceae.